Molecule: messenger RNA, 399 nt
Organism: Pyricularia oryzae 70-15
Lineage: Eukaryota; Fungi; Ascomycota; Sordariomycetes; Magnaporthales; Pyriculariaceae
Exons: 2
Coding region: 1-399 (132 amino acids)
Source: RefSeq, a predicted model, not a curated record
AUGUCGACCCGAGAGAGAGGUGCGCUCGGCUCGGCAGCGCGGCAGUGGCCAAUGGGACCUUCGGGUAAUUGUAUUAAUCAAGGACGACGGGGUCCCGGGGAACACAGCGAUGAUACUUGUUCACGGGCAGUGGAGGAGUCCCUUGUCACCUCUCCACAAUCAAGCAGCACCAAGCCUCACGGCCCGUGGGGACGGGUAUUAUUAUGUAUGACCCCCCCAACCUCAGCAGGGAGCAUUGGCGGGCACAGCGUUGCGUCAGGCCCAGAAAUGGAAGCGGGAUUCAAGAUCGGUAAUUCGAGGUUGACUAGCUGGAGUCGGUGGUGGUUGGUGGGGAUCUUGGGCAGAACGGCUGUGUUGGUCGGCAAUGGAAUGCUAGCACGUGAUGUGGGGAAGGAAUGA